AUGAACAUCCACAUGCCUCUCGUCUAUGGUCUUAACUUGUUGGUCAACGUAUGGGCGUUCUACCGAAUCCGUAGUGGUUUGUUAAAUCCUGCUGUAACUUUUGGCAUGGUGCUUGCUGGUACAAUACGUGGCCUUGUUCUUUUCCCUGCUUAG
Molecule: messenger RNA, 153 nt
Organism: Ascochyta rabiei
Lineage: Eukaryota; Fungi; Ascomycota; Dothideomycetes; Pleosporales; Didymellaceae
Exons: 2
Coding region: 1-153 (50 amino acids)
Source: RefSeq, a predicted model, not a curated record